AUUCAAGUUGGAGGAGAAAGAGGGAGUUUCCUUCUACAAUGACAAGGUAUUGGAUGAAAUCGAAUCAAACUGGAAGGCCAUCUGCUAGACGUGAGAAGAUGGUAUCGACACUGCCAAGUAAUCCGAAUGCCAUUCGGAUUCCUAGUUCUAUAAGGAUUACACUUGUAUUUCAGUUUCCUUGUUGAUUUAGUCUUCCUUUUCAGUUUGUGUAUGUUUAUUAGAGUUAGCUUAUGC
Molecule: messenger RNA, 234 nt
Organism: Linum tenue
Lineage: Eukaryota; Viridiplantae; Streptophyta; Magnoliopsida; Malpighiales; Linaceae
Source: the annotation of a GenBank genome assembly